AUGGGCCGCUUUCCCCCCGUCGCCGCCGCCGUUGUCGCCGCCGCCGCCGCCGCCGCCAUCGCCCUCCCAAACGGCGGCCUCUUCAAUUCCACAUCCGCCUGCCCUCGCCGGACCGCGGCGCCAGAGACCCGCGAGCCAUCCGCCGCAUUGUCCGGGACGCAGGAAGCCAGCGUCUCCCCCCGUCCGGAGCAGCAGCAGCAGCAGGUUGCCGAGCCGCCGCCGCCGCCGCCGCCGUCACAGCGCAUCGAGAACCUCCGUCACCGCCGUCGCGACAUCUCGGACUGCUGCGGGCACGACGUCGACGCCGACGCCGACCACGAGCGCGAGCAAUCGCCGCCGCCCCAGUAUCCCGCCUCCGAGGCGUCUUCUUCCUCCCGGCCCCCGCCCUUUUCGUCGCUCUUUGCCCCCCUUCACGACGCUGCUGCCGCCGCCGCCUCUUCUUCCGCCGCAGCAAAGUUCGCCGCGACCGCGACCGCAGAAGCCAGUGCGUCCGCCCCGGCCUACAGCUACGCUGCCCCCUGCCCCGAGUCCGAGCCCUUCGACCCGGACCAGGCCGCCGCGAGAGCCUUCUGCGACCCCGUCGCCGAGACCAAGAGCGUCCUCCCGCGGGACACAAAGGGAGAGUCCAGUCGCAAGGACGACGACGCAGAGCCGCCGCCGGCGUAUUCGGAGGGCGAUAGUCCUCUCCACUCGUUUUCGUUCGUCAUGUCUGCCGCCGGAGGAGCUGCGAGUAUCAUUACUCAGGUGCAGCAGGGCGGGCCGCCCAUCAAUGCCAUUGGAGAUGUCGGUGCCGAUGAGACCAUUGCAAUGGACCUGAGGGGAACCAGGUUUGUCCUCUCGAGGGACGAGCUACUGACGCUGCCCGAGUUCGUGCUGCUCUCGCUGUUCCCGAAUGGGCUCUUCCCGGAAGGACAUAUGAACGGCUUCUCCGAGAAUGACGCUGUUCAGGUCGACUACGACCCGGCGUCGCUGCAGUACAUGCUCGACUUCUUUCGCAACGUCGCCCAGUCCAUUCCCUCCGAGUCGUCGCCUAGCACGUCGCAGGACGGCGAUGCAAUGGAUUCGUUGGGGUCCCGGGACGACUCCGCCAAACGCGCAGGCAUCAUCGUGUUGCGCGAGGACCUCGAUUUCUAUGCGAUUCCGCCAAGCGCUGACAUCAGCCAGCCUGGCAUGAUUGAAGUGAAGCGGGCAGCCGCCAAGGCCCUGCAGCAGCAAGACGGAAUCUUUUCGGGCCUGAAGCGCAGCGACGAGCCUGGCACCACAGAAGCGCAUCUUAUUGAGAUGCUGACGGCUGGAGGUUUCAACCACGACGACAGAUGGGGUCACCGCGCUGGUGAGCCCAACAAGGCUGUCAUUUGCAGCCUGGCGCUCGCGCGCCUGCGAAGCGACAUUCGCGGCAACGACAUGGGCACCAGCGCCGUCGGCAUGGCCCAGAAGCUGCUGCUCUUCUGGCGGAAGCCCGCCCGUCGGUGCUGGUGGGAGGGCAUUGAGCUGGACAACGUCGACGGCGUCGACGGCAAGCUCAAGGUCUGGAUCCGGCGGGUGUGGACGCUCGAGAUGAGCGUCAUCGGGCUGCGAUAG
Purpureocillium takamizusanense is the source of this 1581-nucleotide messenger RNA. RefSeq lists its product as uncharacterized. Gene Ontology annotation, cellular component: nucleus. Gene Ontology annotation, molecular function: RNA binding. Bases 1 to 1581 code for a protein of 526 amino acids. The record is from RefSeq and is a predicted model, not a curated record. NCBI's taxonomy places the organism in Eukaryota, Fungi, Ascomycota, Sordariomycetes, Hypocreales, Ophiocordycipitaceae. The transcript is spliced from 6 exons.